Molecule: messenger RNA, 812 nt
Organism: Lacerta agilis (Sand lizard)
Lineage: Eukaryota; Metazoa; Chordata; Lepidosauria; Squamata; Lacertidae
Product: class A basic helix-loop-helix protein 15-like
Exons: 1
Coding region: 102-722 (206 amino acids)
Molecular function (GO): protein dimerization activity
Source: RefSeq, a predicted model, not a curated record
CUUGCUCAUUCGCACGUGCUCUCCUCGGAGGAAAAAAAAGGAAAGUGGGAGGGUGUGCUUGCAAUCUAGAGAGGCAUCCAGAUCUCCCAAUCGGAGCUAAAAUGAAAGAUCUCCGCUCCCGACAGCAGUCCCUAGGGUGGGCCGGUUUUGAAACCGCCAGUCCGUUGACACUCCCUGCCUCUUGGCACAAGGAAUGGAGGGAAGGAGGAAGGGCGCCGCCGGCUCAGCAACAAGCGAACUCUUCGCAGCCGGCACUUACUGCCUGGACUGUACCCGAUCAGCAGCUGCCCGGUCGAUCUGGCUGCCGCGAUCACGUCAGGGCAACGUUGAGUGCCGCCCGCCGCCUGGACGGGGCGCCCGCUGCGGCGCACAAGAAAGCGCAAGGCGCUUGGAGACGCCUUGGCGAGCCUCCCGGCGGGGCGUGGAUCCGGCAGCGGCGGCGCUUGGCCGCCAACGCCCGCGAAAGGAGGCGCAUGCUAGUCCUCAACGUGGCCUUCGACCGUCUGCGGAGCGUCGUGCCCGCGCUGCGAGGCGAGCGGAAGCUCUCCAAGGCGGAAACCUUGCAGAUGGCCAAGAUCUACAUCUCCAUGCUGAGCGAGUUGGUGCAGGAGGUCGGUGCCGGCGCGCCGGGGAGAGAAGCAGCAGCCCAGGCUCCCGCGACGCCACCCGGAAGCAACGGAAGCCGAUCGCCUCCCGCUGCCUUCCGCGGAUCACCAAACUGAUCCUCCGUAGCAGGGACCUGCUGCUGCGGAGCGGAUCCCUGCCCCACUACCCCUUGCAAAAACUGCUCUCGCAAUGAGAGGUGCUUAUGC